Apus apus (common swift) is the source of this 5128-nucleotide messenger RNA. It is a transcript of the gene STK17A, whose product is annotated as serine/threonine kinase 17a. NCBI's taxonomy places the organism in Eukaryota, Metazoa, Chordata, Aves, Apodiformes, Apodidae. The coding region runs from base 46 to 1272 and encodes 408 amino acids. Gene Ontology annotation, molecular function: ATP binding; protein serine/threonine kinase activity. Gene Ontology annotation, biological process: positive regulation of apoptotic process; protein phosphorylation; intracellular signal transduction. Gene Ontology annotation, cellular component: nucleus. The record is from RefSeq and is a predicted model, not a curated record. The transcript is spliced from 7 exons.
GGGAGCGGCGGAGCAGCCGUCCCUGCGCUGCGGGAGCGCCGCGCCAUGGGCCCUGAGGAGCAGCCGCCGCCCGGCCGCUCCCGCCACCGCCCGCCGCCGCCGCCUCAGCCCGCUCCCGGCCGAGCCCGGCGGCGCGGCGGCUUCCUGACGGAGAUCCGCACGCCCAUCCGCACCGAGCCCUUCCAGGAGCGGUACAGCCUGAGCCCCGGCAGGGAGCUGGGCAGAGGAAAAUUUGCAGUGGUGAGGAAAUGCAUCCAAAAAGACACUGAAAGAGAGUUUGCAGCAAAAUUCAUGAGAAAAAGAAGAAAGGGCCAAGAUUGUCGGAUGGAAAUUAUCCAUGAAAUUGCAGUCCUUGAGCUGGCACAAUGCAACCUUUGGGUCAUUAACUUGCAUGAAGUUUAUGAAACUGCAACAGAGAUGAUCUUAGUCCUUGAGUAUGCUGCUGGAGGUGAAAUCUUCGACCAGUGUGUGGCUGAGAGAGAGGAAGCCUUCAAAGAAAAAGAUGUUAAACGGCUUAUGAAACAGAUCUUAGAAGGAGUUUCAUUCUUGCACAGAAACAAUGUGGUUCAUCUUGACUUAAAGCCCCAAAAUAUUCUACUAACCAGUAAGUCUCCUCUGGGAGACAUUAAAAUAGUAGAUUUUGGCCUUUCCAGAAUAAUGAAGAGCAGUGAGGAACUAAGAGAAAUUAUGGGAACUCCAGAAUAUGUAGCUCCUGAAAUUCUGAGUUACGACCCAAUCAGUACAGCGACCGACAUGUGGAGCAUUGGAGUACUGGCAUAUGUUAUGCUAACAGGGAUAUCACCUUUCCUAGGGGACGAUAAACAAGAAACAUUCUUAAAUAUAUCUCAAAUGAACGUAAGUUACUCUGGAGAAGACUUUGACCUCAUAUCAGAGUCUGCCGUGGAUUUCAUCAAAACUCUGCUGGUUAAGAAACCCGAGGACCGGGCAACUGCUGAAGAAUGUCUUCAACAUCCAUGGUUAGAACAAAGUGAUAAUCCUGCUAGCAGGGCCUGGAGUAAGAGUACAGGAGGAGAGACCAGUGAUGUCACCCAGGGAGAUGCAGAUUCUGCCUCUGAAAAAUCAGUAGAUGCUGAGAAGACUGAAGAGGAAGAAGCAAUAGUGACAGAAGAACUAAUUGUAGUGGCAUCAUACACACUGGGACAAUGUAGGCAGUCAGAAAAAGAAAAAGUAACUGAGCAGAAAGCCAUUUCCAAACGAUUUAAAUUUGAGGAACCGUUACUGCAAGAAAUACCAGGAGAAUUCAUUUACUGAACUGUGUGGAGCUUCAUAGCUAUAACUGGAAGGCAGUGUUUUCUACUAAACAAAAAUAUCCUAGCCAAGUGAAUUUCUGAUAUGCAAUAAAUGUUCUAGAUAAAAGAAAAUGCUGAUAAAUCCAAGGAACAUGUGCCAAGUUUUUAAUUUCAUGGAACAGAUAACAAGAUUUCAAGUGGCUGACAGGAAUCUUAAAGUUAAAAGCUUACUGUUUUUUCACAAUUUUUAGUUCUGCCGGGUUUUUUUGUUGUUGCUUGAUAGCAAAGUUUUUGUUAAUUGUUCCAGUGUUCUGGAGAAGUUGACAUUGGAAGUGUUUCAGUGACAGAUGUCAAGAGGAGUAUUUUAGGAUGUGUUUUGACAUGUAAUGCAAACAGGUAAUGCUGGGUUUUCCUCCAACACCUUUUAGCACUCCUGACUUCAGUUGAGCUAUCUUCUGAUUUAAAAAUUGUAUGGGAGGAGAAUUUGAUCAACUGGUUUGAUGUACAGAUUUCAGAGUUAUACUGUGUAUAUAUUUGUUUACAUCACACCAAGGACCCAGACUCAUCUGGUGUGUAGCCAAACAGUGAGCUGUGCUUCAGUAGGAAGAGAUGCACAUGUCCCACAGCUAAAUAAAUCUAUUGGGGAAUAGUUCCAGGUCACAGUGGUGAUACUUCUUUCUUUGGGAGCACAUGAACUCUCCUGCUUCAGCGGGUGAUGAAUUUGCUGGAGUCAGUCACUCUUGAGAGCCAGCAAUAAUUGCUUCCUUCCCCUCUGGUGUUGGGUGAGAUGUGCUAUUAGAAUCCAGCUCACUGUGACCACACAGUGUUGAUGAAUGGAAAAAAGAAUGACAGAGGGUCUGAUGUAGCUCUGCUGAAGUUCCUGGAGUUCUCUCCACUGACUUCACCAUGUUAGAUCAGACAGCUUGUCCAGCUAGUGAUAAAUCAGCCCUCGAUUCCACCCCCUCUGCAGAACCCAGCUGGAGUUUUACUGAGAGCAUGAGGUCAUUUCUGCUUUCUUUCUCUUCCUCUAUCCACUGCUUUAAGGAAGAAAGAAGCAUCCUUAGGCUCUUGUUCCGUAUGGCUAUCAGAUGAGGAAAGAGAGAGGGCUUCCUUUGAAACAAUGAAGCACAACUUAUACUUCAUGCUUCCAAUUGCUCUCCUUUAGACACUUGGAAAAACAGCAUGUGUAUCAUGGGGCAGAGUGAGAUUAGGGAGCUGUAUGGAUGGGUCAUCGUUCUCAAUCGACAUGGUCCCUCAGAGGACAAAGCUGGGACCAACUGAGUGUCAAAAUUGCAGUAUACAUGUCUGAGGAUCUUGGACUGAGUCCUAGUUUUCUAAGAAAUCUUUCCUGUUGAUGCUGUUCCAAAGUUUAAUUUUUAUGUAGAAGUUUAAUACUGUUAUAUUGCAUACUGUUAACUAUUCAACUAUUUAUUUGGUUUCCUUAUGCUGUUCCUUUAUAAUAAACCUUGACAAAAGUUUUCUUGCUAUAAAGCAAUGAAUAGAAACUCUUAAGCUAGUUUUUCCUUUUUUUCCCUGUGGCUACACACUUCCUUAAUGUCAAAUGUACCAAUUCCUACUCUUUUUAGUGCACGGGAGUUCAGUGCUCUGUGCUAAUAUUACAGUUCCUCCUUCACACAAAAGGUAAAUGGUUUACUAAGACAAGCAGUACCAGUGUGGUCUGAGUGUUGCUGUAAGGAUGGGAGAAAAAGAAAACUGAUAAAGCAGCAUCAUGGCACUGGGGCAAUGAGCACCUUUCCAAAGGCUGGUCUGGUUGCCUUCACCUGAAGCCACAUCAGAAAAAUUGCUCCUAAAUUAAGCUGUUCUAUUAGGCUUCUUCCCUUAUGGAAUUCCAUGUUGAAUAUUCAUGUAGGCAGGACAACUUUUCACUCCAUGGAAGACUUCAUGUAAGAAAACUUCCACUAGUACUCCUAAUGGAAUUUGGAUGCAUUUCACUAUUUCUAAUACCUUUCAUACUCUGGAGAAAUUAGUCACUUCCUGUUUUUUCCCUCCUGUAAACAGAACUUACAGACUCCUACUGAGAAGCUGCCGUGUGAGGUUUUCUUGGGUAGCUCUCGGUUGCCUCUGGUAGAUGUUAACCAAGACUCUGAGCCAACAGAGCAGCUGUGUUCCUGGGCACCGUGUUACUGCCUGCUUGCUGACCCUGCCUAUGGUGCUGAUCUCCUGCAGAGUGCUUGGGCAGGACAGUUCUCUUCAUAGGCAUCUUUCUUUUGCUGUUCAGUCACUUGCCCAAGACAAUUUGCUUGCAGGAGGACAGGCAUACCUUACCAAAACUCCUUUCUGCAAGAUUCAAGUUUUUCCCAGCUUCAGUCAUGGCCUUUCUACCUGCUUUUUUUCUUUCUGCAUCCAUCCAUCCUCACUGUUACGAAGCUCAGCAAAGCCCUGAGGUUGAAGCACGUUGACAUCCUCCCACCCUUACAGAACACGUUGACGUUGCCAGACCUGCACACCUAAAUGUGUAAUAGUUGUCAUGGUUGUUCAGAGCAAAUCAUUCAAGGGACCUGCAAGCCGUUUCAAUUCCUGUUUGUAACCACAGAUCAUGUCUUGGGUGGAGACUGGUACUGGUGUAAAAGAGCAGAUGCUGAGCAGCAUACAUUUUGUCCUAUAUUUGCUGUUUUUAAUGUAUGACAAUGAAGCUUAACAUGUAUAAAUGAACUAUGUACUUUUACUACAAGGCCAGUUUCUCUUGAAUUGGCUGCUUUGAGGCUUCAAGUGGGCUGCAUUUCUGUUUAACUUUUUGUGCCUUAAGGUGGUUUUGUACAGUGUUUUUUAACAUCAUUAAGAGUUUGUAUAAAGUUGUGAAAGUUUAAUAGUGUAAGUUAUAAACAAGGCAUUUUAGAUUGGGCCUAUAAUAGGAAGAACUUUCUCUCAUGCUGAACUGCAGGACUAUCAGCCAGUCCCACACAUGCCUGAAGCUGUAUUUGUUCCACUGUAAGCGUGGGUAAAGCUGUAAAUGAGAUAUUCUUUCCCUGUGCUGUAGGGAGAGGCUAUUGAGGUUACUGGUUUGGGGAGGCUUAGUUACUAGUGAAGUAACAGGUUCAAAACUGGAAACGAGUCACCAGCUUGUGAAGAGCUGGUUUUCUGCAGCUCCGUGAAUACGGAGGACUGUGCGUACACGUGCAGUUCCUCUGGAAAAAAGCUGCUUAUGCCUUAAAGCCUUUGUGAAGAAGGAAGCAACUCCUUGUCCCCUGUGGGCAACGUGCUCUCAGUCCCCGCUCUCCAGACUGGGCACCUGCUGUUUGCUUGAAUGCAGGAAGUUGGAGGGAGUGGAAGUGCAGAUGUUCUUAGGCAUUGCCAGAGAAUUGUUAUUUCUAGGGCUCUGAGGUAAAAGACAUGAUCUAUAGGCAGGGGGAGGUCCAGGCCUAUGCCCCUCUUGCAGCUGUUGGAAUAAACAGCAAACAUCUAAUUGAAAGCAAAGCCUUCUCUGGUUUCAUUGCUACAUUAUUUUAUAGUCAUAAAUCUGGAAGUUCUAUGAAAUACCCUUUUUUUUUUUCUUUUUUUUUCUGGUUGAAAGCUGAAUUUGCCUUGUCUCAUUUCUUCCACCUUUCAUUUGGGGGUCCUUAAAUACAAGUUGGGUGAAUUCCAGCUUGUCAUCUACCAGGUGAGUACUGAGAGCUGUUAGGUAGGUAAUGCAAACACAAAUUAACUGCUCAUUUUCCACUGGUGGGACUGGCAGGGGACAGGGAGGAAGGUGGGCCUUGCACCUCAUUAUUCCGUGGCUUAAGGUCUCCUGAAUAUUCCAGAUGCUGUUCCUGGAAGACAGUUCAACAUCUUAAAGAAAUAGUGCCAGUUUGUUGUAUUUCUGAUAAGGUGUUUACUGUUUCAGGAACUUUACAAUAAAUGAAAUUUUGUUUUCUGAA